AAAUCAAAAGCCAAACAACAAAAGAAACUCCGUAAAUGGGGUGCUGAUGGUAUGGUUGAAGAAGAAGCAGGAUACACUUUGGACUUCUCAACAGAAGGAACGCCUCAACCUUCAACUCCUAAAGGUGAUGGUGAUGAACAUGCUGUCAGUAUAGAUACGAAAAACUUCGGUGAUAAAGAUCUUAAAACAGGUGCAUUCCUUGUUAAAGAUCUCAAUGAUGAGAUUGAUGCUAUUUUGAGCAGUUCAAAGCAAAAACAAGAAGUGAAGGAACCUUUUGGAUUUUUGAAAAAAUUUACAGGUGAAUUACAAAACCAUUUGAUUAGAAAAAACGUUGCACCUGAAGUGGCUUCCCACCUAACAUCUAAUGUUGAAAAAGCACUUGUUGGUUCUAAAACUAAAAAUUGGACAAGUAUCCAAGCCACUGCAAAAGAAGCGUUGGCAAAGGCUUUAACUAAAAUAUUGACACCAGGAACAUCCGUGAAUUUAUUACAGGAUAUAAGAUCGAAUAAAAAACCAUAUGUUAUCUCAGUGGUUGGUGUAAAUGGUGUUGGUAAAUCUACAAAUUUAUCAAAAUUGGCAUUUUGGUUAUUACAAAAUGAUUUCAAAGUUUUGGUGGCUGCAUGUGAUACUUUUAGAUCAGGUGCAGUGGAACAAUUGAGAGUCCAUGUAAACAAUUUGAAAAAAUCAAGUGAAUCUCAAGAUCAAAUUGAAUUAUUUGAAGGUGGUUAUGGUGGUUCUGAUUUAGUUGCUAAGAUUGCUAAAAACGCUAUAGAUUAUGCUCAAAAGAAUGAUUUCGAUAUAGUAUUGAUGGAUACAGCUGGUAGAAGACAUAAUGAUUCAAGAUUGAUGGCUCCUUUGGCAUCUUUUGCUAAAGCUGCUAACCCAAAUAAGAUUAUCAUGGUUGGUGAAGCUUUAGUUGGUACUGAUUCUGUUCAACAAGCCAAAAACUUCAACAAUGCAUUUGGUGCUGGACGCACCCUAGAUUUCUUUAUAAUAAGUAAAUGUGAUACAGUUGGUGAUUUGAUUGGUACUAUGGUAAAUAUGGUUUAUGCCACUAAUAUUCCAAUUUUGUUUGUUGGUGUGGGUCAAACUUAUACAGACUUACGUACACUCAGUGUUGAAUGGGCUGUGAAUAUCUUGAUGAGCUGAAAUAUGAUUUAAAUUACACCUCACUUUCUUUUAUUAAUAAAUUAAUUUUGCGCUUUCAGUAUUUCAUUCGUAGAUGAGGAACUUUGUUAUUUCCGCAUUAGGCAGUCAACA
Messenger RNA from Hansenula anomala, 1260 nucleotides. RefSeq names its product Signal recognition particle receptor subunit alpha (gene SRP101). The record is from RefSeq and is a predicted model, not a curated record. Gene Ontology annotation, molecular function: GTPase activity; signal recognition particle binding; ATP hydrolysis activity. The annotation marks the transcript as partial. The transcript is spliced from 2 exons. Gene Ontology annotation, cellular component: endoplasmic reticulum membrane; signal recognition particle receptor complex. Gene Ontology annotation, biological process: SRP-dependent cotranslational protein targeting to membrane. NCBI's taxonomy places the organism in Eukaryota, Fungi, Ascomycota, Saccharomycetes, Phaffomycetales, Wickerhamomycetaceae.